AUUAAUUUAAUAGACGAAUUUGGAAGCUUGAAUAUUGUUAUUUCUUGACAAAAGCCUAAAGUGAAUUUGUGUGUUGAGAAAACCCGUUUCAGUCAUGGGAAAAGAGAAAACUCAUGUUAAUGUGGUGAUUAUCGGCCAUGUCGACAGCGGCAAGUCGACCACCACCGGCCACCUCCUCUACAAAUGUGGUGGCAUCGACCAGAGGAGGCUGGAGAAGUUUGAGAAAGCUGCAGCACAGAUGGGGAAGAGUUCAUUCAAGUUCGCCUGGGUGUUGGACAAGCUGAAAGCUGAGCGGGAGCGAGGAAUCACCAUUGAUAUAUCUCUGCUGAAAUUCAACACACAAAAAUACACCAUGACCAUAAUUGAUGCACCUGGCCACCGUGACUUCAUCAAAAACAUGAUCACAGGGACUUCACAGGCUGAUGUGGCCCUCCUGGUGGUCUCUGCAGCUAAAGGGGAAUAUGAGGCUGGUGUGUCCAGAAGUGGUCAGACCAGAGAGCACGCCCUGCUGGCCUACACUCUGGGUGUGAAACAGAUCAUCGUCUGCGUGAACAAGAUGGAUCUGACUGAACCUCCUUUCAGCCAGAAACGCUUUGACGAAGUGGUCCGAGGCGUGAGCGGCUUCCUCAAGAAGAUUGGCUACGACCCCACGACUGUGCCUUUUGUUCCCAUUUCUGGCUGGACCGGAGAGAACAUGAUCACUGCAACUCAGAGGAUGCCGUGGUUUCAAGGCUGGAAAUCCAGACGACGGGAAGGGAGUGCAAGUGGGAGAACUCUUCUAGAAGUGCUGGACUCCAUUCACCCACCAGUGCGCACCAUCAACAAGCCACUUCGAUUACCACUGCAAGACGUCUACAAAAUUGGAGGUUAG
Messenger RNA from Plectropomus leopardus (leopard coralgrouper), 871 nucleotides. The record is from RefSeq and is a predicted model, not a curated record. Lineage: Eukaryota; Metazoa; Chordata; Actinopteri; Perciformes; Serranidae.